AAGCUGACUACCCGCUUGUUGAUGAAUCAGAGAAGAACCAGGAAAGCAAAGACAACUUUUUGAAUUCAGUUUUGUUCACAUUCAAUAAAAUUCUGGCUAUGGAGAGAGUCCACGGUUAUAAUAUGAGCACAAGUCUUAAUCCUACAAGAAAAAAAUCAUAUAAAUGUAAAUCAUAUGGGAAGAGUUUGCAACCUACUCUAGACUUACUUAAUUAUAAUAGAAGUUAUACUGGCGAAAACUCUUAUGAAUGCAGUGAAUGUGGGAAAGCCUUCAAAAAGAAGUUUCAUUUCAUUAGACAUGAAAAAAAUCAUACAAGGAAAAAACCCUUUGAAUGCAAUGACUGUGGGAAAGCCUAUAGCAGGAAGGCACACCUUGCAACUCAUCAGAAAAUUCAUAAUGGAGAGAGACCCUUUGUGUGCAAUGAUUGUGGGAAAGCGUUUAUGCAUAAAGCACAACUGGUAGUUCACCAGAGACUUCACACUGGAGAGAAACCCUAUGAAUGUCGUCAGUGCGGGAAAUCAUUCACUUGGAACUCCUCCUUUACUCAACAUGUGAAAUCUCAUACACUUGAGAACUCAUUUGAAUGUAAGGAAUGUGGGAAAACCUUCAGGUACAGUUCAUCCCUUUAUAAACAUUCUAGAUUUCAUACAGGAGAGAAACCCUACCGAUGUAUUGUAUGUGGCAAAGCCUUUGGCAACACAUCUGUGCUUGUUACCCAUCAGAGGAUUCAUACAGGAGAGAAACCUUAUGGAUGUAUUGAGUGUGGCAAAGCCUUCAUCAAGAAGUCACAUCUCCUUAGACAUCAGAUAACUCACACAGGAGAAAAGCCUUAUGAAUGUAACAAAUGUGGGAAAGCAUUUUCCCAGAAGUCAAAUCUUAUUGUCCAUCAGAAAAUUCAUACAUAAUAUUCACUUUAUGAAUAUGAGAAAGCCUUAAAUAUUAAUUAAAUUUUAUUAAAUAGAGAAUUCACGGUGAGGAAAGAUCCAUCAAUUUGAAUGAAUUUGGAAGAGUAGAUUCCCAUAAAAAAUAAUGCCAGUCAUGUUCUGGAAUUGAUAAAGUUUUUACAGAAAAGAUCACAGAAAACAUUAAAUUAUCAGUAAUAGAGCAUAGAGCUUGGAAAGGAAGCAUAACUUAAUCAAGGAAUCAGUGAAACUAAAUUUACCAUCCCUGAUUUUUUAUUUUUAUAACAGAUUAUACAAAUGUGAGUAUAAAAUAUGUUUAUACAUUAUAUCUAUUAAGUUUCUACAGUCAAUAUCAUCAUUUUUUUCUUCCAGUCCUAACAAUAAUAUGCAAGUGAAGAAAUGGUUUAAUAUGUAGUAUGAAUUUCCGUAAUAUUUUCAUCCAUUUGCUGGCACUUUUAAUGGGCGUGGCAGCGUUACUGAACCUCAGAGUCUCCUCUUAUAAAACUCAUUCUAAAAAUGUUUUCCUAUAUAUGUAAACACCAAAACAAAAAAUAUAACAAGAUGCCAAUUGAGAGAGAAAAAGCAGUUGAUUUCUGUAUGACAGUAAGUAUGCAUUGAGGAAAAGAAGUA
This is a messenger RNA of Equus quagga, 1532 nucleotides long. RefSeq names its product zinc finger protein 684-like. The annotation marks the transcript as partial. The record is from RefSeq and is a predicted model, not a curated record. Gene Ontology annotation, biological process: regulation of transcription by RNA polymerase II. NCBI's taxonomy places the organism in Eukaryota, Metazoa, Chordata, Mammalia, Perissodactyla, Equidae. Gene Ontology annotation, cellular component: nucleus. Gene Ontology annotation, molecular function: RNA polymerase II transcription regulatory region sequence-specific DNA binding; DNA-binding transcription factor activity, RNA polymerase II-specific. The transcript has a single exon.